CUCCCGCGGCCGUUGGGGGCAGGAGCGCGCGGCGGCCGCUGAGGCAGAGCGGCCGUUGGCGCGGCGGGUGGCGGCGCUCCGCUCGGCUCCCCUCGCAUCGCCUCUCCCCGCCUCCUUUUUUCUCCUUUUUUCCCCUUUCCGACCGCCGUCAGAGAGAGACGCCGGGAGCCCCGGAGACCUCCUGCCGCCUGCCUCCCCCUUGCCUUCCUGCGGAAAUAAUGAAAAAAGCGUGCCACAACUCUUGAUCAGAGACCUGAAAUUUGAGAAGAAGUCAUUAGCUAAGCUCAUGUUUUCUCCUGAUCAAGAAAAUCAUCCAUCAAAAGCACCAGUGAAGUAUGGUGAAUUGAUCGUAUUAGGGUACAAUGGGUCUCUCCCAAAUGGAGAUAGAGGAAGAAGAAAAAGUAGGUUUGCUUUAUUUAAAAGGCCCAAGGCAAAUGGGGUGAAACCUAGCACUGUGCAUAUUGCCUGUACCCCUCAAGCAGCAAAGGCAAUAAGUAAUAAGGACCAACACAGCAUCUCUUACACUUUGUCUCGGGCCCAGACAGUAGUAGUUGAAUAUACCCAUGACAGCAACACGGAUAUGUUCCAGAUUGGUCGAUCAACAGAGAGUCCUAUAGACUUCGUUGUGACAGAUACGGUUCCUGGAAGUCAGAGUAAUUCGGAUACGCAGUCUGUGCAGAGCACUAUAUCAAGGUUUGCCUGCAGAAUCAUAUGUGAACGUAACCCUCCUUUUACUGCGAGAAUAUAUGCUGCAGGAUUUGACUCCUCGAAGAACAUCUUCCUUGGGGAGAAGGCUGCAAAGUGGAAGACGUCGGAUGGGCAAAUGGAUGGACUAACCACAAAUGGAGUUCUUGUUAUGCAUCCCCGAAAUGGAUUUACAGAGGACUCCAAGCCAGGGGUGUGGAGAGAGAUAUCUGUGUGUGGGAACGUGUUCAGCCUCCGUGAAACCAGAUCGGCUCAGCAGAGGGGAAAAAUGGUUGAAAACGAAACGAACCAGCUCCAGGAUGGCUCUCUAAUCGACCUGUGUGGAGCAACGUUGCUGUGGCGCACCGCGGAGGGCCUUUCACGCACUCCCACUGUCAAGCACCUGGAGGCGCUGAGACAGGAAAUAAACGCAGCGAGGCCCCAGUGUCCCGUGGGGUUUAACACCUUGGCGUUUCCCAGCAUGAAGAGAAAAGAUGUUGUAGACGAAAAGCAGCCGUGGGUGUACCUGAACUGUGGCCACGUCCACGGCUAUCACAACUGGGGCAACAAAGAGGAGAGAGACGGCAAGGAUCGCGAGUGUCCCAUGUGCCGCUCUGUCGGCCCCUACGUGCCUCUGUGGCUUGGAUGUGAAGCUGGGUUUUAUGUGGAUGCAGGACCUCCAACGCACGCCUUCAGCCCGUGUGGACACGUGUGCUCAGAAAAGACAACUGCUUAUUGGUCCCAAAUUCCUCUUCCUCAUGGUACUCACACUUUUCAUGCAGCCUGUCCGUUCUGCGCGCAUCAGCUGGCUGGUGAGCAAGGCUACAUCAGACUCAUUUUCCAAGGACCUCUCGACUAACACACGUGUAACCGAGGACUGCAGUAAUCUAAUAAGCUAAGCGAUUCUGAUUUUUAAACCAACUGUUUUUCGUAUUCUCUGGGCUUUGCUGGUUUGCAUUACGAUGAAGAAUUUUUUGGUUUUUUGUUAUGACAGCUAAAUCCCUCUCUAUUGAGAAAAGUCUGGAAAUGGAAGAAACAGGGGUAGGAGGGGAGAAGUCCUGCUUCUUUAGUUAAUAACUGCUUCUGAAGAGCUGAAAGAAGUGUUACAGAGUGAAUUUAAAUGCCUUCCGUUCAAUGGUUUUGAAUCACAUGCCCACAGUGUUUGAAAGUUGUUUCUUUCUUUUUGUAUAUGGAGGGUAAAUAGUUCAAAAAAAAACAUUAGUUUACAGCUUGGAUGCAAACAUUGUAAAAUAUAAUGUGUAUAUUAACUCUUUUCUAUUUAUCUUUAUUAUUGAAAAUAUGUAGGAUGUGUAGAGUAGCACGGUCAUAGUGUGUUACAUCCAGCAGUUGGAUGUGUAGAGUAGCUCUGGAUGGAGAAGGAUGUGAGAUGGAAAUGGUAGAAAAAUCUUUUUUAAUCUACAGUACUGAGUUCUUAGAAUAGUUAAAAUGCUUUUUAAACAAAGCUAAUGCAAAUUAUGAUGGCAUAAAGGUGUGCUUUAACCAUGUGAAAGGUAGCUAAGAAGGACUUCUUAAAAUGUCUUUUUGGUAGGACUGUACUUACGAUCUGAUUAUGAAGAAGAUAUUUACCAGACUCUUUGAAUAUGCAACUUAGUCUAGAUUAAGGGUUUUUUCCUCCCUUCAUGCUAACACAUCUUUAUUUAGCAUUAGUGACAUUUGUGAGGGUUUUCCGAUGUUUAACCAUUAACAAACCUGAAAGAUGAGGCUCGCUUUGUUCCUUGCUGGUUGGGGAGGUGGGGAGAGGUGGAUGUGCCCUGUGCCGUGUGUGUGGGGAGCAGUUUGUGGAUCGGCCAGGGCAAUUUCACAGCUUUGCAAGGCUUGUCAGUCGCACCUCCUGCCUUCAUCUGGCUUGCUGCAAACUGGCACAGGGGAGCCACAGGCUUCACGUGCUUGCCUUUACGCUGCUCCAAGGAAAGAGCUGGGUGCGGACGCUCACCUCGGCCUCCCCUGGAACAAAGCAGAAGCCCGGUACCUCCUGGAUGCGGCCCUGCAUCCUGGCACCUCCGUGCACUUGACACAAUUGGCAAUCUGUUAGGGAAGAGCUGGAGCUGGGCCUAGGCUGGACUCGGGGUGGCAGGCUCUGGCUGGUGGUCUCUGGCUCUCCUUUCCCUGCCCUUCCUUUCCCUUCUGUAUCCACCAGAAAAGGCCAGUGCACUACAUCCAGCUUUGCUGCUAACCCACUGUGCUUUAUGGCAAAUACACAAUCUGACUUUUUUUUUUUAGGAUUGAGUUGAGCUUUUUUUGGGCCAGCUUCAUACUUUUUUUUUAAUAUGUACUGUAUAAUUGACAGUAGCAAAUUUCUGUACUUUAUAGCGUAGCUUUAAUUUUCCUUUUCAAAGCUGUUCUAAACUUCUUGGUUUAAAAAGAGACCUAUGUUGCUUAGAUGUCAUGAAUUAUUUGCUUUGACUGUCAAUUGUUUCUCCAUUUUUAAAAAGAAAUUAUGUAUAUUGUUUGGUUCACUCAGGAAAUGCAUGUGUCAGGAAAUCUGUAUUAUAAUUUCAGUUAGCUGUCAUGUACAAGUAACUGCUGUUACUCCCUUUUCAUAGAAAUAUAACUGAUUUUGACAUUUUCCAGAUUAUAUGCAUUAAGUAAUGAAACUUAUGCAGCAAGAAACCCCUGUAUUGUAGUUGUUCUAAUCAUUUUAUUCAAACUAUAUUAUACUGUAGUUUAAUUUUUAUUUGCAAAUUAAUUUAUUCAAACUAUGUGAGUAAACACUUUUCAAAAAUAGA
Molecule: messenger RNA, 3431 nt
Organism: Anas platyrhynchos (mallard)
Lineage: Eukaryota; Metazoa; Chordata; Aves; Anseriformes; Anatidae
Gene: PELI1
Product: pellino E3 ubiquitin protein ligase 1
Biological process (GO): regulation of Toll signaling pathway; protein K48-linked ubiquitination
Molecular function (GO): ubiquitin protein ligase activity; protein binding
Source: RefSeq, a predicted model, not a curated record